AUGCCUACAUCUCAGGCGGAUAAUGUGUAUUCGACAUCACCACCCUCAGCGUCGCUUGCGAACAGCUCAACCCCAAUAGAAAGACGACCCUCACGAGGAUCCACAAAUCAUGCCUUGCACCGUAGACCAUCAUCAGCAAUGAACUUGCCCGCAUUACAAGUUGAAUGUGUGGUUAAAACCAGAAUUCCAUCAGAAUUUGGCGGAACUUGUAUGCUAUACAUGUAUGCCAACAACCAUGAUACCGUCGAGCAUUUAGCCAUAGUCUAUGGAGAUGAUAUACGGUCGGUGACGCUCGAGGCUGAUCGACCUGGAGAUACAGAGUAUGAUAGGAUGGUGAGGGGUGCGAGGCCCAGAGUUAAAAUAGAUGCUAGUAACAGUGCUGGACCGUCGUCGUCGCAUGAUGCAACCAUAGAUACCCGUAAUGACGACGAAGAUCAAGUCAUGGAAGCAGCUCAAGUAGAAGACGACGAACCGUUAAGAUCUAAUGGUAUACCACUACCUCCAGGCUUCAUACAACCACCUAGCGCUGUAUUGAUGUCUCAAAAGCAUAGUAAAAGUAAACGCCAUAGUCAACAGACGACGAAAGCACAGCAACUGCCACCGCUAGUACGAAUCCAUUCGUGCUGUUUUACUGGUGAAGUUUUGGGGUCAUUACGAUGUGAUUGUGCUGAACAGUUGCAAGAGGCUAUGAAGAUGAUGUCCAUAGAGAAACGUGGGAUUGUGUUGUAUCUGGUGCAGGAAGGGCGUGGGAUUGGGUUGCGAGAGAAACUGAAAGCAUACAAUUUAAUCGACCAAGGCCACGACACACUAACAGCCAACGUCCUCCUCGGCCAUCCACCAGACGCACGAACAUACCACAUUGCAACAGCAAUGCUAAAAGACCUGCAAGUGUCUGAACUCCGGCUCCUAACAAACAAUCCCGAUAAGUUAUCAUCACUAGAGAAUGAUGGUAUAGUCAUGACUGAACGGAUAUCCAUGGUGCCUGCUUCAUGGAAGCGGCUAACAACAAUGGGAUCAAAUGGAUCUGUGCUUGCAUCAGCAAACAUUCAAGACCGGGAUGGAUAUUUGAUGACAAAGGUGGAGAGGAUGGGACAUAUAUUAGAUAUACCGCCACAGAUAUCGUCGGCUGUUAAAGCGCAGAGGAAGGCGAUAAAUAUAAGCAUGUGGACGGGUGGUUGA
Molecule: messenger RNA, 1179 nt
Organism: Synchytrium microbalum
Lineage: Eukaryota; Fungi; Chytridiomycota; Chytridiomycetes; Synchytriales; Synchytriaceae
Gene: RIB1
Product: GTP cyclohydrolase II
Exons: 2
Coding region: 1-1179 (392 amino acids)
Biological process (GO): riboflavin biosynthetic process
Molecular function (GO): GTP cyclohydrolase II activity
Source: RefSeq, a predicted model, not a curated record